Molecule: messenger RNA, 1173 nt
Organism: Cylindrotheca closterium
Lineage: Eukaryota; Bacillariophyta; Bacillariophyceae; Bacillariales; Bacillariaceae
Source: the annotation of a GenBank genome assembly
AUGACAAGCAUGUUACAAAUAUCAAGUCUAUUAUUGUUGCUACUAUUGACCACCACUCUCUCAUCAGUGCGGGCUCAAGAUGCUGGUGAUUUUAUUUCCGAUCCAGCGGAGAAUGACAUUGGAGAGGAACUUGCAAUUCAAGUAGCAGAAUUGGACGAAGAACUCAGUGUGGCCCACAUAGGCAACUCGAUCCAAUUCUACAAUGAUUGUCCCAGAUUGCUUCAGCGAAUGUUGAAAUACAAAUACAAAGAAGUCAUCUCCGAUUCCUGCUUCAGGGGAGGAGCCAAUGUCACCCGCCUAUUCAAUGACGGCAAUGGCAUGGAAGAUCGCUUCGAUACACCCAAUGCUCUACUGGAUGACGGUACCUUUGACAUUGGUGCCCCGAAUGUCACAUUUCUUUUGAAAGAACGCGAAUGGGAUUAUGUGAUCAUCAAUGAUCACACCCAAGGACCGGUCCGAGAGGUCAAUCGAACUGCUUCCAUGGACACCUUGCAAAAUAAAUACUUGCCACUGAUUGGUGAUAAUACCAUGGUGAUUCUGUUAAUGACUGCGGCCUACCGAGCCCCUGCGAAACAUUCAGGUGACUUGGGCGGCUUUUAUCAGUUUACCGAAUUGCUCGACGAAGGAUACGACGAGUACGAAGCAAUCUUUCCCCAGGCAACAGUGGCUCAUUUCGGACUAGCCUUCAAGUACAUUCGCGACAACUAUGGCAAGUCCUACUGGAAUCGUCUUUACGCUCCAGAUGACUUUCAUCCCAGUCCAAUGGGUACCUUUUUGGAAGCCAGUGUCCUCUUUUGCACCAUUACGGGAGAAAUGCCACCGGAAGCCUACGAUGAGACUUGGUGGAGCAAUGCUAGAUACCUCGAUCCACCCAUGCCCUUUCCUUCCAAACAGGAUGCUGCCAUUUUGCGAGAAGUAGCUGGCAUUAUCUGUGGCAUUGAAGAACCAGAAGAAGUCCCACCGAAUCAAGGAUUCAACGUCAUUUUGGCCUUGUCCAUUGGACUACUCCUUUCCAAUAUCGUCUUGUGCCGCUUUUUGCAAUUGCAAAAGUUGUCGGAACGACAAAAACGCAAGCUUCGGGAUAGCGCAGUGUCCAGACCCAACGUACAUUCCGAUUCUUCUAGCAGCGAAGGAAGUGGAAGGAGUGCACACAGUCUAUCCGAGGUGGUAUAA